CCAACAGCCGGUGAAAUGUCGCUCAUGUUACGUCAUUAAACUUCGGCGAUGAAGUUAGUUUUAGUGCUGAGGUGUAACAACGAAAUGGAUUACGGAGGAGUCAACGGAACGAGAUGCCAGUUUGAAGAAAACGCGAUACGUCAGAAUUCCUGCAGAAGUGGGUGUGGAGCCGUGUAUGGAACUCCGAGAGACAGGCUCUCAAACAAAUGCCUUCUCUUCAUCAGUGAGGAAGGUCGCCACACCGCGGUGUGCGCGAGAGUCCUCACCAGGCAGCACAUUAUCAAAUCCUCGGUCUCCAUGUUCGAGGUUUCAUCUCUGACCCGGCAGCUCAGUGGUCGCAAAGAAAGUAAGAAAGCAGGUAUUCAUAGAAUUUGCUGUCUGAUGCAGGUCGAACAGAGGGGGAAACUGCGUGUGUCCAUGUGGCCAGAAUAACAGCGGGGACAUUCUCAAGCAAAUAGCAGAAUACACUGGACAUUGUCUGGCUAAUGUAAUUGAAUGCGCGCCGUCUUAACUCUC
Molecule: messenger RNA, 516 nt
Organism: Cryptotermes secundus
Lineage: Eukaryota; Metazoa; Arthropoda; Insecta; Blattodea; Kalotermitidae
Exons: 3
Coding region: 49-432 (127 amino acids)
Source: RefSeq, a predicted model, not a curated record